Chenopodium quinoa (quinoa) is the source of this 2248-nucleotide messenger RNA. Its product is annotated as probable N-acetyltransferase HLS1. The coding region runs from base 692 to 1942 and encodes 416 amino acids. Gene Ontology annotation, molecular function: acyltransferase activity, transferring groups other than amino-acyl groups. The record is from RefSeq and is a predicted model, not a curated record. NCBI's taxonomy places the organism in Eukaryota, Viridiplantae, Streptophyta, Magnoliopsida, Caryophyllales, Amaranthaceae. The transcript is spliced from 3 exons.
CACAAUUGAAAGAAAAGGGGGAGAAAGAAGGUGGGUAUUAAAAGAGAGGAAAACCAAAAGAAGCAUGCACUUGGUAGUAUCUCAACAAAUGAUUAAAUUUAUCUAUAACCAUAAUAUUAAUAAUCCAUCCAUAUUCCAUCAUUAUUUAAUUUUUUAUUAAAAAGAAAAACAUUCUUAAUUCCCCAAAAUAACUUUUAUUGUUAUAAGAAGCUUAACGGCUUUCCAUCCUCUUCCCUAUUUUUCAAAAAAAAUAUAUAAAAAAAAUCCUCUGUUCUAUUACUGUCAAAACCUCCCCCCUAUAUAUAUCUGCAAACCUGCAUAUAUACAUAGACUCUGCUAUAUAUUACACAGAAAAUAUAAAAAUAAAAAGCUUAAUUACUUCCAAUAACAACAAAUUGAAACUGCCUAAUUUCCUCUUCCUUCAAUUAUCCAAUCAAAUCCUCUUUUCUCUUCCCCUAUUCUCUGUCCUAUCGUAUCAUACACCAGCAGCACCUCCUUGAAAACGCUGCGUUUCUUUUUUCUUUUUAUAUUAUAACCAACCUUAUAUUAUAAUUAUAUUAUAUAGUUGGGAGUUGCAUAGAUUAGUGAGAAGCUCUUGUGUAUAAAUACACCCAUGUACAGGUGAAUUUGUUCAAACACUACUGCAACUAACACAACAACAACGAACUUAGUUGUAGUAAAUACAGAAAAAAUGGGGAUGGAGAAAGUAUUCGUAAGAGAAUACUCAAUAGAGAGAGAUAGUAAGGAAGUAGAAGAAUUAGAGAGGAGAUGUGAAGUUGGUCCCACUUCUAAAAUUUCUCUGUUUACUGAUCUUUUAGGGGACCCUCUUUGCCGCAUACGCCACUCCCCUGCUUUUCUUAUGCUGGUAGCGGAAGUAGUGGAAGAAGACGAACAAGGGAAGGAAAAACGAGUGAUAGUGGGAAUGAUUAGAGGUUGCAUCAAAAUCGUUACUUGUGGUAAAAAAUUAACUCGAUCUUCCAAAUCUACCCUUUACGAGAAUCACGACUCUCCUAAAAUUACUGCUAUUCUCACCAAACUCGCCUAUAUCUUAGGCCUUCGUGUUUCCCCUUCACACCGGAGAAUGGGGAUAGCGUUAAAAUUGGUGAAUAAACUCGAAGAAUGGUUUCGCCAAAGUGGUGCGGAAUACUCGUAUUUAGCUACGGAAAAUGAUAACCAAGCUUCACUCUCGUUGUUCACUAAAAAAAGUGGCUACACCAAGUUCAGGACACCGUCUAUAUUAGUCCAACCAGUUUUUGAACAUCGAGCUAAGGUCUCUAAACGGGUGUCCAUCUUUCGUGUUUUGCCUUCUGAUGCCGAAAUUCUCUACCGCUACAAGUUCACCACCACGGAGUUUUUUCCGCGGGACAUCGACGUGAUCUUAAAAAAUCCUCUUAGUCUUGGCACGUUUGUUGCCGUGACACGUGGACAACACGCGCUGGACUUGUGGCCUGGGGCGGAUGAGUUUUUGUCUAAUCCGCCCGAGUCGUGGGCGAUUAUCAGUGUUUGGAACUGUAAUGAUCUUUGGAGAUUGGAAGUACGUGGCGCUUCGCGCGUGGGCAGAGGGUUGGCUAAGACAAGUAGGAUUAUGGACCGGGCUUUUCCUUUUUUAAAAAUCCCAUCUUUUCCGGAGGUUUUUAAGCCAUUUGGGCUUCAUUUUUUGUAUGGGCUUGGGGGUGAAGGCCCAGAAGCUGUGAAGCUUGUUAAGGCUUUAUGUGGAUUUGCUCAUAACUUGGCCCAAGAAAAAGGGUCCAGUAUUGUGGCUACUGAAGUAGCUAACAGCGAUCCGCUAAAAGCUGGAAUCCCUCACUGGAAAAAGCUGUCUUGUGACGAAGAUAUAUGGUGUAUUAAGAGACUUGGGGAAGACUACAGUGACGGAUCUGUGGGUGACUGGACUAAGUCACCGCCCGGUGUAACUAUUUUCGUUGAUCCUCGUGAGUUGUAGACUCUUCAGAUGUUAGUUAGUUUUAGUUAGUUAGUUUAUCGUAGUUUCUAACUUAUCUCAAUUAACAAUUUAAAAAAAAAACAAACGGAUUUUCGUGUUUUUUUCGUUAAUAAUCUUUAGGAUUUUAGCGAUUAAAUUGGAAGAAAAUGAUAUGAUCAGUUUUAGCAAAGUGGUGUAGUGUUGUAACGUUAAAGUAGGGGGUAUAUGAGUAUAUCCUUUGUUCUGUAUGUUCACCCUUUAAUUUCUUUGUUUUGAUUUGUCCUUCUUGUAAAUGGAACUAUGGAAGUGGCUUUUUUUUUUUUUUUA